GUUGUUUCAUUGAAACAGCAGUUUCUUUAAUCAUUUUUCUUGAUCUGUUUUUUAAAUGUUGUUUGAAACUUGAAGACACCGUAACAUGAGUUUUUUUGCAGACACAUUACGUUCCAGAGAAAGUCAAAGUACGAGUAUUCCGGUGGGACGGAAAGUCCCCAAAUUUGUCCUUUUACGUAGAGUUUACCGCCGCCCAUAGAAUUGAAUAAAACAGUUAUGCAAUUUACAAGCGGCGUCCGGUCUCAUUUAUCGAAUGAUCCAUCAAUUCAAUUCUUGAAGUAACCAGGGGUCACCGCAGAGUAGAGAGUUCCUGAUCCAUUCAAGAUGACGGAUACAAAAUCCCUGAAGCUAAGACGUCGAGGAAAAAAGGGGCGUUUUACAAGAUACAGCAACACCCUUUCCACAAUUAUAGAAGCCAGCAGACCAGAAACAGAAGUAAAGGAAGCACUUGAACACUUCCAAUCAGCGUUUGAAGAGGUACAGACGGCACACGAAGAGUUUGCUGAGCAGAUAGUUGAUGAUGCAGAAUUUGAAAUCGAAGAACGAUGGAUGAACGAAAUCCAUAGUGAGUUCAGCAGGCUAAAGAUUGAAUGUAAGCAGUACUUACACCGAGUAGAGCCUCAGGAAACAUCAACACCGCCCCCCUCCAGUUCAACAUCAACACCGCCCCCCUCCAGUUCAGCAUCAGCACCUUCAUCAUCAGGUACGUCGUCUUUCAAGUUAGAGAAGUUGAAACUUCCAAAGUUCAAGGGAGAUGUUCGAGAAUAUAACAUCUUUAAGACAGACUUCGUGCAUCUUUCCAGUAUCUACACAGAUAGAGAUGCUGUCACUCUACUGAGAAGCUGUUUAGAGGGAAAGCCAGCAGAAAUGUUGAGAGGAGUCAGUGACUAUAAGGCUGCAUGGAAGUUCCUCGAUGCAAUUUAUGGAAGUCACCGGUUCUUAGCUGAUGCUGUGCUUAAUGACAUCAAUACAUUCAGAGCAUUGAGAGAAGGAGAGGAUGGUCGGUUUUGCGAGUUGACACAGCUUGUCCUCCGGAGUCACAACACUAUGAAAGAUGUUGGACACGAAGCAGAUAUGGACAAUCCCCAAGUGCUAGCAACGAUAGAAAAAAAGCUGCACAUUGAAGACAAGAAGGUUUGGUUCCGUCAUCUAAACACGAAGGACUCUGAAGCAUCCGUAUCCAUGCUCAUAGAUUGGAUGACAGGGGAAAUGACUGCAAGAAUCAGAGCUACAGCCCCGAUCAGAGCAGCAAAGACAAGUCAGCAAAUACAUCAUAUCAAGACUGAAGAGAGAGAUUCAACAAGGCCAGAUACAACCAGGCAAGACACAACCUUCCGUACCAAACUUCCGCCAAAGUGUUGGAUCUGCCAAACAGAUACCCAUUGGGUUGAUCAGUGUCAGAAGCUCAUUACUAUGACACAACCAGAGAGGCUUAAGCUAAUGAAGGAGAAUAAAGCCUGCUUCAGUUGCUUGAAGAAAGCAGGCAAGGACCACAGAAUGAGUAACUGUAGAAGGAAAAGGCAGUGCAGUGAAGGUCAGUGUAGAUAUUUUCAUCAUCCCCUUCUACACUUGGACGAAAGGAGUAGCAGUGUAACUGUAGCAUCCAACAUUGCAGUUGCAUCCAAUUAUGCAGAGAGAGAAGCAAUGCUGCCAGUUCUUGAAGCAGCGAUAAUGGGGCAGAAGGGUUCCAGUAAGGUGAAGGGGAACGUCUUGAUAGACUCAGGAUCUCAAGUCAGUGUUAUCAAGCAGUCCGUGGCCGAUAAACUGAAUCUUCAGGGUACUAAAACUGCUAUAACAAUCAAGAAGAUAGGCGGACAGGAAGAUACUGUAGAAACCCAUGUCUACAAAGUUCCAGUCAAAGCUGUAGAUGGUAAUUCGCCAACUUACAUGAUACGAGCAGUAGCUCUACCCUUCAUAAGUGACGUGGAUGAAGUGGACGUUAAAGAAAUAGCAGAAGUACUGAAAAUCGAUCAUCAAAGUAUUCAUCGCAGAGGUGGAGAUAUCGACCUGUUGAUUGGCAUAGAUCAUCCUACCCUUCACACAGGUCAAACACGACAAGCAGAAAAGUUAGUUGCGAGAAAGUCCCCAAUAGGUUGGGUAGUGUUUGGGCCUAAUCAAUCCUCAUCUGCUACUAGCAGGGUCCUCCAUGUCCAGUUAGCAUCACCAGUGGACCUACCUGUAUCAGACUUCUGUAACAUCGAAAGGAAAGAUAGGUGUCUAACACCACCAACAGCAGAGCAGAAACCUACGUUGUGUGUUUUCUCAGAAGCGUCAGAAAGCGUACAUGUAUAUAGAACAUGUGCUUAUUUGAGAUGGCAGCUCACGAACGGACAGUUUCAAACCAAAUUCGUCACAGCUAAGUCGAGAGGAGCUCCCUUGAAAAGGCUCACGAUACCAAGACUAGAGCUACAAGCAUCAGCAAUGGCAACCAGACUAAGUGCGCCGAUCAAGAGAGAGCUGAAGUUGGAUUUGGAAAGGACAAUAUAUUUUGUCGACAACAUGAUCGCAUUAUCGUGGAUCAGAAGUCAAGCCAGAAACUUCAAGCCGUUUGUUUCAGCCAGAAUAGGGGAGAUUCAAACUAACUCAGAUCCACAACAGUGGAAGCACGUGCCUGACCCGUUGAACCCAGCAGAUGACAUUUCAAGGGGUAUAACCAUUGAUAAGCAUGAAGGUAGAUUGAAGAGUGGGCCAGAAUUCAUCUGCUUACCAGAGGAACAGUGGCCUGAAGAAAGAGUUCAACCGGAUCCAGUCGAGAUCGACGAAGAGAAACGCAGCAUCAAGAGAGUCCUCCACAUAACUGAAGCGGAGGUAAUAGAUUGUUCAAGAUUCUCAAGCUGGAGGAGACUUGUACGGGUAACGGCCUACAUACUGAGAUUUGUUCGCCAAUUGAAGUCCAGAGUUCGGAAGAAGCAGGAUGAAGCUACAGCAACCGACACAUCGUUGACGCCAAAUGAGCUUGAUGAUGCCGAGACCCAAUGGAUUCAACACGCUCAGAAAUCGUUACGCGAGAGAUUGAAGUCUGUGGAUCUGAAAUCACCGAGUCCGUUCAUAGAGAAGGAAGUAGUCCGUGUAGGAGGGAGAGUCGACAAAGGUUCAAUGUCAUAUGAAGAUAAGCACCCCAUUCUCCUACCGCGUAACCAACUAAUCUGCUUUCUUAUCACGUGUCAUUUCCAUGACAAGGGUCAUGAUGGAGUAGCGUCGAUAGUGGCUAAAGUCAGAAGGAGAUAUUGGAUCAUAAGGGGCAUAGGUUAGCUAAAACCAUCAAAUACAGGUGUGUUGAGUGUCGAUCCAGAGUACAAGAUCGAAAGUCAAAAGAUAGCAGAUUUGCCAACAGAGAAAGUGGCCCCAUUUACCCCACCAUUUCAU
Molecule: messenger RNA, 3366 nt
Organism: Strongylocentrotus purpuratus (purple sea urchin)
Lineage: Eukaryota; Metazoa; Echinodermata; Echinoidea; Camarodonta; Strongylocentrotidae
Exons: 2
Coding region: 325-3252 (975 amino acids)
Biological process (GO): proteolysis
Molecular function (GO): aspartic-type endopeptidase activity
Source: RefSeq, a predicted model, not a curated record